Molecule: messenger RNA, 1617 nt
Organism: Gopherus evgoodei (Goodes thornscrub tortoise)
Lineage: Eukaryota; Metazoa; Chordata; Testudines; Testudinidae
Product: leucine-rich repeat extensin-like protein 5
Exons: 11
Coding region: 1-1617 (538 amino acids)
Biological process (GO): positive regulation of dendritic spine morphogenesis; neuron projection morphogenesis; postsynaptic actin cytoskeleton organization
Cellular component (GO): cortical actin cytoskeleton; plasma membrane; postsynaptic membrane
Molecular function (GO): actin filament binding
Source: RefSeq, a predicted model, not a curated record
AUGCCCCACAGGGGAGUGGACUCUGAGGGAGCCCCAGCCCUGGCGCCGAAUGCAGGGGACGGCCUGCCAAGCUCAGUGGGGGAGCAGGUGCCGGAGUCCCACAGACAGACCUGUGCGGGGCAUCUGCCUGCCAUCAAGGCCUUCUUCAAGGAGGCCAGCCUGGUGCUGGGUGCCCGCCGCCCCGAUGAGGUGACGCAGGAGGGGCUGCACCGUGUGCUGUCCCAGCUCGCGCCAGCCGGGGGCAGCGCCUCCAGGGCAACCAACUACAGGAAAACGAACCCCGCCCUGGAGAUCCGCAGGACCAAACGGGAUUCGUUCUGGGCACAGGCCGAGAGGGAAGAGGAGCAGCGGAAGGAGGAGGAGCGCCGGCGGCUGCUGGAGGAGCGCAAGCGCUGGGAACGCGAGCGCAGGGAGGAGGAGAAGAGAGAGGCGUCUGAGCGAGAGCGCAAGUUCAAGGAGAAGGAGAGGCUGAUCGAGGAGCAGAGGAAGGAGCAGGCACGGCUGGAGGCUGAGGAGCGGAGGAAGGAGAAAGCCCGAUGGGAGCAGCAGCAGCGGGAGCACGAGGAGGCCAUGCGGGGAACCGGUUCCGGCGCAGCGAGUCCAUCGAGAAAGGCCGUGGAGGCGGCCACGCUGGUCUCCCAGCGCUCACAGAAUCCCCGGGACUUCUUCAGGCAGCGGGAACACUCCAGCUCCACUUCGGGUGCCCAGUCGCCCCUCUCGCCCCUGGGUGUCAGGCCAGGAGCACCCCACAGGCCCUACCUGCGCUACCAGCGCAGCCUGACGGAGUCUGCCUACAUCUUCCGCCGGCCAGAGCCCCCCACUUCACCGGGUGACUUCCUCCCGGCCCCCUCCAGCCCUCGCCCCACUGAAUCCAGCUCCAGCAGGGCUGCUCCUCCUGACAGUCCACGCAGACCCACACCCGUGUCCCCCACCAGCCCGCCAGGGGCCCAACCCCUGCCCCCCACCAGCCCACGCGGGACAGGGCCCCUGUCCCCGACCAGCCUGCCCAGGGCCCAACCCCUGUCCCCCACCAGCCUGCAUGGGACAGGGCCCCUGCCCCCCACCAGCCUGCGUGGGGCCCAACCCCUGCCCCUCACCAGCCCACGCAGGACAGGGCCCCUACUCCCAGCUAUUCAGCCCAGGACCAAAGAUUCAUUCCACAUCAGCCCAGAUGGAACCAUGACUCUGCCUCCCAUCAGCCUGGCUGAACCUGGGUCUCCACCCCCUGUCCCCCAUGCCAGAGCCAGGUCUCCAGCCCCUGCCAGCCCCCCACCCCCUCCCAGAGCCGGGUCUCCACCUCCUGCCCCCCUUGCCAGAGCCAGAUCUCCAUCCUCUCCCAGAGCUGGGUCUCCAUCCUCUCCCAGAGCCGCGUCUCCACCCCCUGCCAGCCCCCCACCCCCUGCUACCCCUCCCAGAGCCGGGUCUCCACCUCCUGCCCCCCUUGCCAGAGCCGGAUCUCCAUCCUCUCCCAGAGCCGGGUCUCCAUCCUCUCCCAGAGCCACGUCUCCACCCCCUGCCAGAGCCAGGUCUCCACCCCCCUGGGUCUCCACCCCCUGGCUGGGUCUCCACUUCUUCAUUCUCUACCCUCUGCCACCCCCCCGUCCCCCGUGUCUCUGA